GAAAGAGGGUAGGUGGGAGACUGUCAAAUCUCCAUACCCUCUCUCUAAAAUUCCAUGUUUUAUUCUCUCAAAAUAUAAUGAUCCCUGAUUUUCAAGGUAUUUAUCACCAAAAUCUAAACAAUUUAUUAUUCGUUGAUUUGGAUUCUUCAGCUCCUUGAUUUUUUUUCUUUUAAAUAUUAUAUCUUGUGUUGUUUCUGUAGAUUUGGAUUUCAGUGGAAUCAAUAAAUCUAUUUUGUUUUUGUGAUUAAAUUCAGAUUUCUUUUCACAGUCACUGUGUGUAAGAUAUAUAUGCGUUUUUGAGAAGUUAGCUUUGUUGGUUUGGUGGGUGUGUGUUAUUUAUGAGUAAGAAACCUUCCCCUUUAUGGAAAUGAAAUCACCUUUUUUACAUCUCAUCUCAUCUCAUCUCAUAUUAUCUCACCAUACCCCGAAUAAUAACACCACAGUGAAUUAUUGGUUCAAAAGGUGUUCCAGGAGGCAAAACCGACCCAUGGACUAAGUUGUGGGUUUAUUUGGAGUUGUAAUUUUAAGAUUUGGGUUAGUACAAGUCUGCGCAAACUGAAAAAAAUAGGAAAAUGCUCACCCGACCGACCACAAUUCGUCUUGCAACCGAGGUUAAGGUUCGAUUUUGAUUUAUGUUUCUCCUUAUUUGUGGAUCUACACGUUAUCCUCGAAUUUUUCUUUCUUCUAAGAUUUCAGAGUCGGGUUAUUAGCUUUUAAUCUGUUGUUUGUUUUAUCCCUGAACUUCCUGUUAUAAAAAGGUAAAAUGAUUUUUUUGCGGGUGAUUUUGUGUGCAAAUUGAUGGAGGGCAAUGGAGGGGGUCAAUUAGAUGGGAAGGUGUUGCAGACAUUUCAAAAGAGUUUUGUCCAAGUUCAAAACAUUUUGGAUCAAAACAGGCUGUUCGAUUCAACUGGAGAGAAAGAAAGAUGAAGGAAGUUGAAAUGUUGAUGAUUUUGGUAAAAUGGUCAUGAAAGUGUCUGCUUAUCAACAAUAUUUAAUUUUAUUUUUUUAAUUAAUAAUUUGUUAUAAUAAAACUUAUAAUGACCAUAUUGCCCCUGGGAAAAGGACAAAAACAAAGGAUUUUAUUUAAGAAAUUUGAGUUGAUUUUAUUUUUGGAUGAAAAUGGCAAUAAAACUGAAACCAAAGGGACCCAGAUUUAAAAAGUUUGAGUUUUGGACUAAAGUGGCAAAAGUGACCAAACCUCAGGGACCAAAAUGGCAGUUUACUCUUAUAAUUUACACAAGUUACCACCUUGAAAAAACAAUAAUCAAACACAUAGAAGCCUCCAAGAAUCUCACCAUUUGCAGCAGCCCCUUCCGUACGAUUAAUUUACUCAUCUUCGUCAACCUUCCAUUUCUCAUUCAACCAAUUCUCUUCACACAAGAUCCAAACCGUUCUUCAAUCAGUUUGUAGAGUUGAAGGUAGCGAUGUUUGGUGUUUUCCGGCGAAAAGUCGUCAGCGGAAGCUGUUCUGCUUCGGUUAUAGGAAAAUCAUGGCGAAGAACUCGUCCUGUAGCAUCUAUAAAUGCGGAUUGUUUCACCUCGGAAGGAGAGGUAUUACGCCAUUCACGAAUCACCGAAAAUGUUCGAAGUAUAUGUCACGUUACCCAACCUGGUGCUGCAGUUAAUCUAAGGCCUUUAAGGGAUGUUAUGACCAGUCUUCAUCCAUGUGUCGGCAUGCAACUGCAAAAUAGAAUGUUCUCCUCUGAAAGUGGUGAUCUGGUUGAUGCCGUUGUUCCUUUUAUGGGUGAAUCAAUAAGUGAUGGUACUCUGGCAACUUUUCUAAAAAAACCUGGUGAUAGGGUAGAAAUUGAUGAACCAAUUGCACAAGUUGAAACAGACAAGGUUACUAUUGAUGUUGCUAGCCCUGAGGCGGGUAUCAUUCAAGAGUUUGUUGCAAAAGAAGGGGAUACUGUUGAACCAGGUACAAAGGUCGCUAUCAUCUCAAAGUCGGCAGAAGGUGCAGCUGUUCCAUCCAAGCCGGCAUCUCCUGACGCCGUUUCUCAACCACCAUCUACCGCUGAGAAGGCGGAGGAGACACCAAAACCGAAAGUCGAAACUACCCCUGCUGUUGAGAAGCCUAAGCCGGCUUCUCCACCGCCUCCUAAAACCUCUGCUUCCGAACCCCAACUUCCUCCUAAAGAACGAGAAAGACGUGUUCCUAUGACCCGUUUAAGAAAGCGAGUUGCCACACGUCUGAAAGAUUCUCAGAACACAUUUGCUUUGUUGACAACGUUUAAUGAAGUUGAUAUGACUAAUUUGAUGAAGCUCCGUUCCGAGUAUAAGGACGCCUUUUUAGAGAAGCAUGGAGUCAAGUUGGGUCUGAUGUCUGGUUUCGUUAAGGCUGCUGUCAGUGGACUCCAAAAUCAGCCUAUCAUCAAUGCAGUUAUUGACGGGGAUGAUAUUAUUUACAGAGACUAUAUCGAUAUCAGUAUAGCCGUUGGUACUCCAAAGGGACUUGUUGUGCCGGUUAUCCGCAAUGCUGAAAAGAUGAACUUUGCUGAGAUAGAGAAAGAGAUAAACACUCUUGCUAAGAAGGCAAAUAAUGGAACCAUUUCUAUUGAUGAGAUGGCAGGAGGCUCGUUUACAAUAUCUAAUGGCGGUGUUUAUGGAAGCCUUUUGAGCACUCCCAUCAUCAAUCCUCCUCAGUCGGCAAUUCUGGGUAUGCAUUCAAUUGUGAAUAAGCCAAUGGUGGUUGGAGGCAACAUAGUACCGAGACCCAUGAUGUACGUCGCUCUAACCUAUGACCACCGGCUAAUUGAUGGAAGAGAGGCUGUGUUUUUCCUCCGCCGAAUUAAGGAUGUGGUCGAGGAUCCAAGGAGGUUGCUUCUUGACAUCUAAACAUUUUCAGAACCUUGUUUUGCUUUAUUUAUGUUAAAUUCUGGUAUUCAUAAAGUCUUCACUUUACCAGAAUAAUUGAUGUUUAUUCUAAAAGUUUUUGCUGUUCUGUUACGGCUCGCCAUGUUUUUAUUUAUUGCAUUUUGUUACUCAAACGAGUUGUUUGGACUUCACACCACCCGAACCAACCAUGGGUAUGUUGCUGCUCCAUGGGUUUGGUCUGUGUUCUUGUCGGACUCAUAAUUGAUACUUCUAUGAACAUCGUUUUUGGUGAUUGUUUUUUUAUAAACGUCGAUAAAUUUGUUAA
Messenger RNA from Helianthus annuus (common sunflower), 3141 nucleotides. Its product is annotated as dihydrolipoyllysine-residue succinyltransferase component of 2-oxoglutarate dehydrogenase complex 2, mitochondrial. Gene Ontology annotation, biological process: tricarboxylic acid cycle. Lineage: Eukaryota; Viridiplantae; Streptophyta; Magnoliopsida; Asterales; Asteraceae. Gene Ontology annotation, cellular component: oxoglutarate dehydrogenase complex. Gene Ontology annotation, molecular function: dihydrolipoyllysine-residue succinyltransferase activity. The record is from RefSeq and is a predicted model, not a curated record. The transcript is spliced from 15 exons. Bases 1425 to 2837 code for a protein of 470 amino acids.